AUGUGGGUCCUAUAUCCUGGAAACCUGGGUCCCCCUGUCCCGGAAACCUGGGUCCUAUAUCCUGGAAAUCUGGGUCUCCUCAUCCCGGAAACGUGCCCCUACGCCCCCCUGGUGCCCCCCCCCGGCCCCCUGGGUGCCCCCCGCAGCCCCGGGCCCCCCCGGCCCCCCCCGGGGGGUUGGGGGGUGCUGUGCGGCGCCUUCCUGCAGGUGGCGCUGGUGUGCGGGGGGGUGCGCGCGCUGGGGCUCUGCCUGCGGCCGCUAGGGGGCGCCUUCGGGGCCAGGGCGGGGGCGGCGGCGUGGGUGGGCUCCGCCCCUUUGGCAGCGCUGCAGCUGGGGGGGCCCCUGGGCAGCACCCUGAGCACCCGCUUCGGCGCCCGCCCCGUGGCCAUGGCUGGGGGGUUCCUCUCGGGCCUGGGGCUCCUCCUGGGGGCCUUCGCCACCCACCUGACCCACCUCUACCUCAGCGUGGGGGUGCUGGCGGGCCUGGGCUGGGCGUUGGUCUUCACACCCUCGCUGGGGACCGUGGGCCGCUACUUCCCGGCGCGACGGGCGCUGGCCACCGGGCUGGCGGUGUCGGGCGCCAGCGUCUCGGGACUGGCCCUGGGGCCACUGGUCCCGCUGCUGCUGGACACCUACGGCUGGCGGGGGGCUCUGCUCCUCCUGGCCGCCAUCUCCUUCAACUUGGUGGCCGCCGGCGCUCUUCUCCGACCGCUGCCCGUCCCUAACGAGUCCCCGGGGCCGCCGCGGGAUGGGCGGGGGCUGAUCCGGUUGCUACGGCACGGCCCCUUCCUCCGCUACGCCUUGGCCUUCGUCUUGGUGGACGCCGGCUACUACGUGCCCUUCGUCCACGGGGCGGCUCGUGCCCACGAGGUGGGGUGCGACGAGCACCGUGCCGGGUUGGUGAUGGCGGCGAUGGCGGCGAUCGAUGGAGGAGGUCGGGUCGCCGCUGGCUGGUUGGCCGCCCGCCCGGCCGUCCCCCUGCUCCGUCACCUUUUUGCCUGGGCGGUGCUGACGGGUUUGACGUUGUUGCUCCUGCCCUUGGGGACGUCUUUCGGGGGUCUCUUGGCCUUGGCCUUGGCCUACGGGUUCUGCGCCGGGGCCCUCGUACCCCUCCAGUUCGCCGGCGUGGCCGAGGUGGUCGGCGCUGGGCGGUUGGUCCACGCCAUCGGCCUCAUGCAGAUGUUCGAGAGCUUCGGGUCGCUGCUGGGGGCACCUUUUGCUGGUUGGCUGCGGGACGUGACCGGGACCUACACCAUCUCCUUCCUCGCUGCCGGUGCCUUCCUCCUGGCCGGGAGCCUCCUCAUCCUCACCCUCCCCGGCUUCUUCCACGCUUCCCGGGGUGUCAGCGGCAAAGAGGGGAGCCCCAUCCCGGCCCCCGAUGGCCCCGAGUCCCCCCCGAGCCCCCCCGAGCCGCUUUAGAACUGAAAACCUUCUGCUCCCCACAAAGCUGGGCCCGGGCUCCCGUCCUUCCUUCAGCACCCAUGGGUGGGGU
Messenger RNA from Grus americana (Whooping crane), 1492 nucleotides. RefSeq names its product monocarboxylate transporter 13-like. The record is from RefSeq and is a predicted model, not a curated record. Gene Ontology annotation, molecular function: monocarboxylic acid transmembrane transporter activity. The transcript has 6 exons. Lineage: Eukaryota; Metazoa; Chordata; Aves; Gruiformes; Gruidae. Gene Ontology annotation, biological process: transmembrane transport; monocarboxylic acid transport. The coding region runs from base 1 to 1419 and encodes 472 amino acids.